Messenger RNA from Amphiprion ocellaris (clown anemonefish), 3235 nucleotides. RefSeq names its product testis-expressed protein 264 homolog. The coding region runs from base 180 to 1106 and encodes 308 amino acids. NCBI's taxonomy places the organism in Eukaryota, Metazoa, Chordata, Actinopteri, Pomacentridae. Gene Ontology annotation, biological process: reticulophagy; protein-DNA covalent cross-linking repair. The record is from RefSeq and is a predicted model, not a curated record. Gene Ontology annotation, cellular component: replication fork; endoplasmic reticulum membrane; autophagosome membrane. The transcript has 4 exons.
GUACGCAACGUGCAACCUUUGUCGCUUAGUGAACCAAAUGAGUUCAGUCAACAGAAGUCCCAAUGGAAAUCGAUAAAACAUUAUCUUAAACAUGCUAGCUUGCUUAAACGAAUAAAGCAGUGUUUAGUUCUCGUAAGCAGCUAAAUAACGGUACCUGCUCCUCCUGGUGGUAAGCUAUCAUGCCAGACUGGCUCAGUCUGUGUGUGCUCUUUAGCCUGUUAAGUCUGUUAACUGUGGCUGGUCUACUUUUAUAUUCCGGACUCCUCUGUGACAUUACUGUGCAAACUGGCUGUCCUCCCAUAAAAAAGAUCACCUUCGCCUAUAAGUUCAAAGAAGGACCUUACAAAGACUGCGGACAACUUUUCAAGGAGUCUCACUGUAUUGGUCCAGGACUCCCACAUAUCGGCGUGUUUUAUGAUGACCCCAGAAAGGUACCUGGAGCACUAUGCCGCUCUGCUGUCGGCAGUAUUCUGAGUGAAGGAGAAAACAAGGCCAACGAGGAGCUUCUAAAGCGCUAUGAGACAUCUGGUUUUAAUGUCUUUUCCUUUCCCGAAGUCACACAUGUGGUCACUACAUCGUUCCCCCACAGGACGUUUUUGUCUGUGCUCCUGGGAAUAUUGAGAGUCUACCCACGGCUAAACCACUACAUCAAGGAAAGGAGGCUGUGUGCACACCCAUUCCUUGAAAUCUACAGAGAAGGUCAGAUCCAGUUCAUGGCACCUUUGGCCCGGCAAGGAGAUUUUUAUGUACCUGAAGUCCGACCGGUAGAAAGGAGGCUUUCAGAACAAGAUGAGUCGCAUAGUGACACAGAUAUCUCAGGUGCAGACUCUAACAGUGAAUACAGCUCAGGGAGUGGGGUUCUCCUGUCAGACAGCAGAGAGACCUCACUGGCAGCAUCUUCGGUCCAUUCAGUGCCUAUCCGAGAUAAAGGGAACAGAAACUACAGAGGUAGAAGCUCUGGGGGAAGCUCAUUUAAAGAGCUGGACUGGGAGCAGACUGGUGGCCGGCAGGACGAGAGAGACGAGCAGCUUCAUGGAGACUCCAACCAGAAGAGCCUGGAGGCUCCCACUCAGGAGUGGUGGGGUGUGGUUGGAGGAGAGGAGUGAAAGGUCAGAGAGAUGUAUUAGCUCAGGAGGAGAGAAUAAAGGAAGAUGCAGUUGGGAAGCAAAAGUUGGCUGGUGAUGGUCAAUAUUUUUGCUACUGUCAACAAAUCUCAAGAAAAGAUUCAAGUCAACAGUGCAUUAGUAUAAUACCUUCAGACCUCUCCACUCUGGAAGCACAUUUUUUCAUACAGAAGAUGUUGAAAGUUGUGAAUAUAAUAUAGUUUUGUUUUUCUGAAAUGUUAAAUGAUUUACUAAACCAACUGAAUGUUGUAGUUUGUAAUCCUUUUCACUCAAUUUUGAGUAAACAGUGAAUUUGUUGGAGACAGCUUUUAGCCACAGAUCAAACCGCAUUUGGUGUUUUCAUGACAAUUUACUGCAUUCAGAAGAUGUACAGAAUGUGGCUCAAGCUCACUGUAAUGAAGGAACAUGUAACCAAGUGCAAAUCAAUGAAUAACAAAAGAGGUUUAGGAAUAUGCUAAGUCACACGUAAACUACACUGACAGGACUUGUUUCCAGGAUGAGUUUAUGUUUGCUUUUGAUCUUUUCAUGUGAUUUGUUAAAAAAUCUGUAAUACCAUAAGAUCAGUUCUUUUUUCUCUUAAUCACAGUUUUAAAGUGAAAAUGUUUAUAUGUUUCAAAAUCACUUUUGAUAACUGAAAAUGAUCCACUUGAAGGUACCCUGAAGUUCUUGAAACAUGUUUGCAAAAAUGAUGCUGUUCAAAAUGUAUGAGAUGACUGAAGUGAGUAUUUGUUAACCAAAACAUUUUACUUGAAUAUCUUCAGAUUUUUAUAUUUUAUCUUUCUAGCUGAAACGAUCAACGCUGUUUUGAGGAUGACCAAGUUGUUGAACAAGUUGUUGUUAUUUUGGUGUACUGAGUGAAACAUUAUCUUUAUACUGAACAAAGUACUGUGCAAAAGAUUUAAGUACUUCUAAAACAAUGCUGUAAGGAUUUUUCCAAAAAUAUGUGACACGUAAACAGAAAAGACCUCCCUCACAUGUUUUAAGAAAUCUAAAUUGGUGCACUGCUCUUCAAACCAUAGCAGUUCUCCAGGUACUGUCAGGUAUUUCUUCAAAUCCUUUUUGAGAAUUUUCCACAGUUCAUCUGUGGAUUUAGGCUUUCUCAGUUACUGCUGGCUUCUCAUGUAAUCCCAUACCGACUCCAUGAUGUCGUCAUUCUGCCAAAGAAUUCAGGAUUUAUCAAAUGCUUUCCUGAUACGUGCUGGAUAAGAAUUAUCUCUACUACUUGGCAUUGAUGAAACAUCAAUUCACACCAAAUUGCCAUCUCCCAUUUGUAGAAAUGUUGAACGAAACCAACCAAAACAGUCAUACCUGUAGCGUUCUCCAGCCAUUUGCUGAAAAGUUGCCCUCUGUUAGAGCACCAGCUGUCAGUUUUCUGCACCCCAGUGUUUUCAUUUUCAUACUCAGUUCCGUUUGAAACUUUCACAUUUUCAACAAGCUCACAUUUAUAGUGAGGCUGUUCCGAAAUGUUUUUGUGAAACAUCUGAAGUGCCUAAAACAUUUGCACAGCACUGUGCAUGCAGGGAAUACAAUUGAUUUUAACUGUAUUUUAUGACUUUUCUUUUUUUUUGUACAAAGGGCUGCAAUUUCAUCUAGUAAUAACUGACACAGGACAUUGAGAUGACUUGACUUCACAGAGUGAUCAGUAUUGUUUUUUGAACAAUUUCUUUUGCUGUGUUAUUUGUUUUUCUACUGGGCUGUGUGCUGUAGCUUUUACUGAUGAUAUGCAUAUUUUAAAUGAAAAUAUACUUCACUUCCAAAGAUAAUGGUGUGAAUGAAUGCAGUUACCUUCUUCCUGUCGUCCUCUGGCCACCUCUGAGACUGACUGUGACAAGUUUGUGGCAAAGACAAGUGGAUUGACCAUUAACAUUCGUUUCACUGUGACAAAAAGUAAAGCGCUGUGACUUAUAUCUGGCCCCUAGCAUCCUCAAAUUAUUUUUCACAUAACCAUUCUUGGCUUUUUCAUUUUCUCUGUGGCCCUCAAAUUCUUUUGUUUUACUUUCUCAAGGUUUCUCCCAUCUGGUGUCUCUUUGCACAGACUAAUUUCUGUUUGUUAUUUUCCUCUCGUUCCCUGUGAAAUAAAAAUGGCAGCUGCAGCCUGAAAGGCCACCUGA